AUGGAAGAUUUGACUCAGGCGGAGAACACAGAGACGGCGACGGUGAGUCAGGAUACUGCCGGCAAGGAAGCUGGAGACACUGCAUGCGUGUUGAAGCACCUGAAACUUCAGCGCGGGCGCAAGGCCGCCGCGUUUACUCGUGCCUGUAACACGGCGGAGGCUCAGAUCGCGCGCCGAGCUAGCGAGGAAGAACUAAAGAAGCGGCUCGAAACCCUGAAUGCGACACUGGAUGGUUUCAUGGAGGCCAAUGACGCCUAUGUUGAGAAGGUGCAGGAGGUCUGCGAACUGGAAGAAGCGGAAGAGUACGCCACCCGACUGACGGCACGGCACGCCGAGACGGUGAAAAGAAUUGAAGAGGCAACUACGCACCGACCAGUGAAGCUGUUGAUCGGUGCAAACGUCCUUGAAGCAGUGCUGCAACGGGAGGUGCAUGUGGGACGUCCGAAUCAGCCGGCCGCUGUGAAGACAGACCUAGGAUGGACCCUGACGGGCUGCGUGUCUGACAUCGUGCCCAGCAGCAUGCGCCAGGUCAUGUUUCUGAGACGCCAAUCGAGUGAGAGCGAAGUGGAGCUGUGCGCUGCCGUCAACGAAUGGUGGUCUACAGAAGCAUUUGGAACAAAGUACAGUGAAACGACGUCACGAUCGGAGGAGGAUAAGAAAGCACUCCAGAUGCUGGAAAGAAACACGACCAAAAGUGGAGAGCGAUACGAGACCGGCCUGCUGUGGAAAGAGACAGGUCCUACACUUCCCAACAACAAGCGACAGGCUAUUCAGCGACUACAGGCAACGGAGAGAAAGCUCGAGAAGCUUCCAGAGGUCGCAGGGAAGUACCAGGUCAUCAUCAACUCCUACGUCGCCGAGAGACAUGUAUCGGUCGCUGCUGUCUCAGCAGACGCACUUACAGAGCAGAAUGAGUUUGAGCUGGGCCAGCAGUUGCAGGAGGCCCAGCAGGAGCUGCAGAAGCAGUCCAGCCAGUUGGAGGAGCAGCAGCAGGCAGCUGCCAGACUCCAGGAGCAGCGGACCACGGCCACCGCAGACUACAGGAAGGCAGAUGCCGGCCUCACUAGGGCGUUGGCCGCUGAGCUGGCCGCCUGUCGGGAGCGCGACCAGGUGCUCUCGGACAAGGCGAGCCUGGUACAGCAGCUGCAGCGGCGCGCUGCUGGGGUGGCCCGGCUGACGACCGAGCUUGCCGACCGGGGAGCUGAACUGGCUGCAGCUAAUGCGGCAAAGUGUCGGGCGCUUGCACAGGUGGGGGAAAUUGCCGCCAAGGAGAUCAAUUUCCAGUACAGAGAGAAGAAGAUGGCGAGUGAGAAGGAGGUGCUGGAGAAGCAGAUGCCUCUGCUGCUGGAGAGCCUGAAGUCGCAAGCAGAGGAACUGUCCACGCUGCGCCGCCAGCACAGCUCGCGGAUCCUCCAGCUGCAGGCCGACCUUGCCAACAAGAUGGACCAGCUGGGGACGGAGCAGGCGGAAAAAGAACGGCUGACACAGCAGGCGGCCGACCUGGAGCAGCGGCUCACCGAACUGGUGGAGAAGCCCCGGCUGCAGCGUGAGGCCGAGAUCGAGCAGGAGGAAAACUAUCGACAGCAGCUGCGGUCACAGGAGCGGCUGGCGCAGCCCUACAAAGAGGGCGUCGAGAAGGCGGAGGCCAGGUCGAAUGAGAUGCUGCGCUCGGUGGACGAGCUGCGGUCACUGCUGAGCUCGGCCAGCGAGCAGCAAAGCCAGCUGGAGGUGCAUCCGGACGAGACGCACACCCAGCACGGCCAGUGCCUGGUGGAGCGCGACAAGGUGAUCCUCCAGCUGCGCGACCGGCUGGAGACUUACGAGGAGCAGCUGCAGGCAAUCACCCGCAAAGGUAGCCUAUCAGACGAGGCGGUGGAGGCCACGUCACCGUCCGCCGCCGCCGUCAGCCGGCUCCUGUGGCAGGGUAUGACGCUCACACAGAUCUUCACCGGGUUCAGUCAGGCCAAGGAGCAGCUGACGGCCACAGAGGCCGAGAGCAAGCAGUUCAAACUGUGCCUCGACCAGAUCCUGAAGGACAUUGAUAAGUGGACGCCGGCUAUCCAGAGACAGCGCGAGGAUUAUGAGGCGGCGGUGCAGACGAUCAACUCUCCCACAGGCAACAAUGACGAGGCAUUACGGGAGCUGGAGACAGCACGCGCCAAGCCUGACGGCGCCCGCCGGCGACUGCGUAUCGUACAACACGAGAGGGAUCGGCUGGCCGCCCAGACAGCGGACCUGGCAAUGCAGUUUUGUGUGCCGCUGAAGAAGGUGAAGGAGGCGCGCGGCGGGUUCGUCGCCACACCCCGAUACGAGCUCGAGCUGGACACCUUCUCCGCCGGACGGCUGAUCGCCCAGCAUCUGGUCACCUUCCGGGACAAAGAGGGGCUCCAGGCGCGCAACCAGGAGCUGCUGUCCGUGGUGCGCGAACUGAGCGCCGCCCGAGAGGAGCUGAACACGCAGCGCUCAAAGCUGCGUCCCGUGGACAACUGA
This is a messenger RNA of Amphibalanus amphitrite, 2490 nucleotides long. RefSeq names its product nucleoprotein TPR-like. Gene Ontology annotation, cellular component: nuclear pore. The coding region runs from base 1 to 2490 and encodes 829 amino acids. The record is from RefSeq and is a predicted model, not a curated record. Lineage: Eukaryota; Metazoa; Arthropoda; Thecostraca; Balanomorpha; Balanidae. Gene Ontology annotation, molecular function: structural constituent of nuclear pore. The transcript has 2 exons. Gene Ontology annotation, biological process: mRNA export from nucleus.